Messenger RNA from Zingiber officinale, 2528 nucleotides. Its product is annotated as probable disease resistance protein At1g12290. Lineage: Eukaryota; Viridiplantae; Streptophyta; Magnoliopsida; Zingiberales; Zingiberaceae. The transcript is spliced from 2 exons. The coding region runs from base 235 to 2328 and encodes 697 amino acids. Gene Ontology annotation, molecular function: ADP binding; protein binding. Gene Ontology annotation, biological process: defense response to other organism. The record is from RefSeq and is a predicted model, not a curated record.
GUGAUGCUUCCCAUCUCACACCGAUCGCCUGUUGGGAUGGAGUCGGAUGUGGAGGACAUUGUGGGCUACGUCGAUGGUGGAAAAGGCGACAUCAUAGGCAUCUACGGAAUGGGCGGUGUCGGUAAGACCACCAUGUUGGAGAGGAUCCAGCAACACUAUCAUCUUAACCAUGCCGUAUUUGAUCGUGUGAUUUGGGUUGUGGCCUCCAAAGACUGCUAAUUGAAAAGGCUCCAGAUGGAUAUUGCUAAGAGUCUAGGACUGAAGACACUGCAGGAGAGUGACGAUGAACGAACCUGUGGUGAUAAGCUGUUCAGUUUCUUGAAGAAGAGGAAUUGCUUGUUGCUUCUCGAUGACAUUUGGGAACAUGUGGAUCUUCAACUAUUGGGGAUGGCACACUCAGUUAUUGAGCAAGGCCAGCAGCAGCAGCCGCGUAAAGUUGUGGUGUUCACGACCCGCAGUGAGACAGUGUGUGCACAAAUGAAGGCAGAAAAGAAGAUCAAAGUCAGAUGUCUGGAUUCAGAGCAAGCAUGGCAACUCUUUGAGCAGAACAGCGAUGGGGAUGUUCUCAGCUCAGAUGCUGGAAUUAAGUUCAUUGCUGAAGAACUUGCUAAAGAAUGUGCAGGUCUUCCGCUCGCUCUUCUAACCGUCGCCCGGGCCAUGUCAGGGAAAAGAUCUUGGGAAGCUUGGAAUGACGCUCUCAAUCAAAUAAGGGAUAGACAUGAGUGGACGACCGUAUGCCUUCCAGAAGAUUCAGUCAUGUAUAAGGCCUUCAAGCUGAGCUACGACAGUUUAGAGAAUGACUUCAUAAGAAAAUGUCUCUUGUGUUGCGCUUUGUGGCCUGAAGAUCAUAUGAUCAGUAAGCUUGAGUUGAUACCGUGUUGGAUAGGUUGCGGCAUAAUCUCUGAAUUUAAUGUGAUCAAUGAAGCUUUAGCCAAAGGAUGCUCGUAUUUGGAAGCUCUCAUUGCUACAUCCUUGCUAGAGAAAUGUACUGACAUCGACUCUUCUUAUGGGGACACGCUUGUAAAGAUGCACGAUGUCAUCCGAGACAUGGCACUGUUGAUGGUCUCUGGUUUGGAGAGCAACAAAAGAAAAUGGAUUGUAAAAGCAGGAAUCGGAUUGAGUGAUUUGCCUAGACAAGAAGAAUGGCAAGAAGCAGAGCGAGCAUCAUUCAUGCGCAAUAAGAUUACUUCUUUACAAGGGUAUGAAGCUUCUGCUUUUCCAAAACUUUCUAUGUUGAUUCUCCUAGGAAACUUAGACCUAGAAGCAAUUCCUUCAAGUUUGUUCGCAAGCAUGCCUCAUUUGACAUACUUGGAUCUUGGAUGUUGUGGUAUAACAGAGCUUCCAAUGGAGAUCGGUAGCUUGACUGAGCUUCAAUAUUUAGAUUUCUCCUUCAAUCCUAUUGCAAAAUUGCCGGCCGAGUUGGGUUGCUUGUGCAAAUUAGAGUACUUGUUUCUAAAUUCUACUCGUCUUAAGAUUGUACCCAAUGGGACGAUAUCCAAUUUAUUAAUGCUCAAGUGGCUGGAUAUAAGUAACAAUCCUCUUGUACCCGAGUGGUGGUGGGAUGAGCUGAAAUCUUUCAAAGGUCGUCACCAAUUAAGUGUGGGAAUUAACAUUAAUGCUACAACAGAUAACAUUCAGCGACUCAACAUGUUACCAAAUGUCUCCAUAUGGGGACUCACUUUGGAUGGAGAGAAUAUUUCAAAACAUGAGCAAGUAAUGGAUCUGGGCACUCCACAAUGGGGUUGCAGGGUAAGUGACAAGCUUGAUAUUCUGAACAUUGUGUGUCUCGGAUUACGCAGAUUUGUGUUGGCUGCAGGCAUAAGUCGGGAAUCAAGUUUUGGAUGUUUAAAGCGUCUCCAUUUUCAAUUCCUAAAACUAUUGGUAGAGAUUUCAUUGAAGAGAGUUCGGUUCUACAACCUUCGUGAAAUAUAUAUUUCCAAUUGCCCCAUGUUGAAGGAUGUUUCUUGGGUUCUCCAACUGCCAUGCCUUAAAUUUCUAGAGAUACAUAGUUGUGGAAAAAUGAAGGAACUAAUAAGUGAGGUAGGGAACUCCAACUCCAUCACUAUCUCUAGCAUCCAGACCUUGACUUUGGACAAAAUGUCAAAUCUCAAUCGCAUUGCAAACCGGCCGCUCCAUUUUCCCUACUUGGAAUUUAUAGAUGUGCAAGAUUGCCCAGAGCUCAAAAAAUUAUCAUUUAGGGCUGAAAUGUUGAAGAACAAAUUAAAAGAGAUUUGCGGUGAAUACUAUUGGUGGAACAACUUGGAUUGGGAUGACGAGAGCAUCAAGGAUUCCUUGACUCCUUAUUUUAGGCCACCAAUUUGGACAUGAAGCAUUGGCCUUUUGGUCAAGGAGAUUAUAGGGCGUUCAAUGUUUUGAUCGUCGUGGAUGGUCAAAUUGUUGGAUUCUUUGGUUCGUUGGACAUGUAUCUAAAUUUGAUUGAUGAUUCCUAGCUAGCUAGUUAAUGUUUUACAAUUUGAUCAUUGAUAUUGUCUUCUUAACUUUACUUCAUCAUGAAGGAUUUUCAUUUC